This is a messenger RNA of Sorghum bicolor (sorghum), 642 nucleotides long. RefSeq lists its product as uncharacterized. The record is from RefSeq and is a predicted model, not a curated record. Bases 1 to 642 code for a protein of 213 amino acids. The transcript is spliced from 3 exons. Lineage: Eukaryota; Viridiplantae; Streptophyta; Magnoliopsida; Poales; Poaceae.
AUGAAUGACAUAUUCUCAAGGACAGCUGAUAUGCCUAAAAUUAAAAUAAAUCUCAAUCAAUAUGGUCAGCCUGUAGGAGAUGAUUAUAGGAAGUUUGCUAGUGCCAUUGGCUGUCAAGUGAGAAAGAAAUUACCAGUUGGAUUUAACGAUUGGAGGGUUGUUCCCCUUGGAAAGAAGCUUGAAGUUUGGGAUAACUUGCAGGGUAAAGCACUUGGACGUCCCCCUCGAAGAGAUGAAGUGUAUAUUAAUACACAUACAAGAAGGAAUGGUGUGCCUUUAAGGGAGGCAGCAGGAACGAUUGAUGAGCUUAAAGCCAUUGUUGAAGCUCAACCAGAGUUGAAGGAUAAAACAAUUCAAGAAGGCGAUGCGUAUGCUGCUGUUUGCGGAGCAAAGGAGCUAAGAGGACGUGUUCGUGUUUUGGGUCUGGGACCAACUCCCCAAGAGGUUGGUACCCCAGGGCUCAAAGCACUCAUGUCAACAAGGAUGCAAAUGGAAAUUGUUGCUCGACAGAAUGCUGAAAGUAAGAACAGAGCUCUUGAGCAACGUAUUUUGGAAUUGGAAGAGGAAAGGUUGGCACAAGGAAGGACAAAUGUUGAAGUCCUGCCACAGCAUGGUUCUAAUUCAAGACAAUAUGCGGUAUAG